CUUUCACAAGUGCUAGCAAACAUGUUGCAUAUUUCGUAACUUUAAACUAAGUUUGCGGUAAAAAUACAUUACAAAGUGUGCAGAAUGUGACACACGAGCGUAUAAAUGUGUGUAUUAUACCUGUUACCGCUAUCAACCAGAACGGUGUAUCCAACGAGCGUCGAGCACGUAACAGAUCGAACCAAACGAUGAGAAACUGUCCGGAGAAUGUGGGAAUCUUGGCGCUGGAGAUUAUCUUCCCGUCGCAGUAUGUCGACCAGACGGAGCUGGAAGUAUUUGAUGGUGUGUCUGCUGGGAAGUACACAAUCGGAUUAGGCCAGAGCCGGAUGGGAUUCUGUUCCGAUCGCGAAGAUGUCAACUCGUUAUGUUUGACAGUGGUGAAGAAUCUGCUGGAUCGUCAAAAUGUUCCACUGUCUAAGAUUGGCCGUCUGGAGGUAGGCACGGAAACCAUCGUGGACAAGUCGAAAAGUGUGAAAUCGGUGUUGAUGCAAUUAUUUGGCCCAGACGGGUUGACCAAUCUGGAAGGGAUCGAUACUAAAAAUGCAUGCUACGGAGGUACGGCAGCGCUGUUCAAUGCUGUGGAUUGGGUGGAAUCUUCGAGCUGUAAAGGCCGAUUAGCGCUGGUUGUUUGUGCUGAUAUUGCGGUGUAUGCCCAGGGAUCAGCACGUCCUACUGGAGGUGCAGGAGCUGUCGCCAUGCUGGUAGGACCAAAUGCUCCACUUGUUGUUGAGAGAGGACUUCGUGCAACUUUCAUGAAACACGCGUAUGAUUUCUACAAACCAGACCUCAGUUCGGAAUAUCCAGUUGUAGAUGGGAAACUUUCGAUACAGUGUUAUCUGAGUGCACUGGACAAUUGUUAUCAACUCUACAGGCAACAGUUCGCCCAAAGCAAUCCCAGUGCGAAGGAAAUUGAUUUGGAACAUUUUGAGGCCUUCAUUUUUCACACGCCCUAUUGUAAGCUUGUACAGAAAUCUUUGGCACGACUAGGUUUGAACGAUUUCGUUCUAACCUCUACUGAUCAACGAGCACUGAAAUAUCCUGGCUUCGAGCAGUUUGAAGGUGUGAAGCUUGAGGAGACAUAUUUUGAUCGAGAGGUAGAGAAGGCCUUCAUGACUUAUUUCACCCCAGUAUUCAAUGCGAAAACAAAACGAUCUCUGCACAUCGCUAACCAGGUAGGCAACAUGUACACACCAUCUGUGUACGGUGGUUUGGUAUCACUGCUUAUCAAUAGUGACGAUACGGAACUAAUCGGCAAGAAGGUGGGUGUUUUUUCCUACGGAUCUGGACUUGCUUCAACAAUGUAUUCAAUUGCUAUCACCUCCAAUCCGCAAGAUCUCAGCUCUCUGAAAGAUCAGCUCAGCUAUGUACAGCCGUUACUGAAUGCCAGGCGCAAAGUUUCACCGGAACAGUUUACCAAGCUGAUGGAAAUCCGUGAAGCCAACAAUCAUACCGCACCCUAUGAGCCAUCAGGUAGUAUUGAAGCGCUCUUUCCCGGUACUUAUUACCUCAAAUCAGUGGAUAAAAUGCAUCGUCGGUUGUACGAACGUGUUCCACCGUCAGAAAACCCUAACAAGCCAACAAAUCUACCCGUUGAGACCAACCACGUGCACGAAAGCUUGCCUACGCAAUCGUGGCCCAACAAUGUUGGCAUUUUGGCGCUGGAAGUUAUUUUCCCCUCGCAAUACGUAGACCAAACUGAACUCGAAGUGUAUGAUGGUGUUUCCGCUGGGAAAUAUACGAUCGGUUUAGGUCAGAGCCGGAUGGGCUUUUGCUCCGAUCGAGAAGAUGUCAAUUCACUAUGUCUGACGGUGGCCAACAAUCUGCUGGAACGUCAUCAGAUUUCCCACUCGCGAAUUGGUCGGUUGGAAGUUGGAACCGAAACUUUGGUUGAUAAAUCGAAAAGUGUGAAGACAGUGCUAAUGAAGUUGUUUGAAGAACACGGAGUGUCAAAUUUGGAGGGAAUCGACACAACGAACGCUUGCUACGGCGGAACUGCGGCCUUGUUUAAUGCUGUGAACUGGGUCGAAUCAUCGAGCUGUAAAGGUCGGCUGGCACUUGUUGUUUGUGCGGAUAUUGCCGUAUAUGCAGAGGGGACAGCGCGGCCCACUGGUGGGGCCGGUGCAAUCGCUAUGCUAGUGGGACCGAAUGCACCGUUGACCAUUGAUCGAGGACUUCGUGCCACUUUUAUGAAGCAUGCGUACGAUUUUUACAAGCCAGAUUUAAGCUCGGAAUAUCCGGUUGUCGAUGGAAAACUAUCCAUACAGUGCUAUCUGAGUGCGCUGGAUAAUUGCUACCAGCUGUACAGAGAGCUUUACGCUGAACAGAACCCGAACGCCAGUGCGAUUAACCUAAGCCACUUUGAUGCCAUCGUUUUUCAUACUCCGUACUGUAAAUUGGUUCAGAAAUCUCUGGCACGCCUUGGUUUGAAUGAUUUUGUUCUGACUCCGGCAAGUCAACGGGCAGCAGUUUACCCUGGAUUCGACCAGUUUCAGGAGGUCAAACUCGAAGAAACGUAUUUUGACCGGGACGUUGAAAAAGCUUUCAUGACAUAUUUCACUCCAGUGUUCAACGCAAAAACGAAGGCCUCUCUGCAUCUAGCCAAUCAAGUUGGCAAUAUGUACACUCCAUCCGUGUACGGAGGUUUAGUGUCACUUCUAAUCAACAGUGACGUGAAGGAACUAACUGGUAAAAAGGUGGGUGUCUUCUCUUACGGUUCCGGUUUGGCGUCGUCGAUGUACUCCAUCUCCGUAAGCUCGAAUGCAGAAACCGUCGCUACAUUCAAGGCUCACCUCAACUACGUACAGCCACUGUUGGAUUCCAGACAAAGAGUAGCACCCGAAGAAUUUACUCGCUUGAUGGAGAUCCGUGAAAAGAACAACCACGCGGCCCCUUAUGAACCGAGCGGAUCGGUGGAUGUCCUGUUUCCUGGAACGUACUAUCUUAAGACGGUCGACAAAAUGCACAGGCGCAGCUAUGACCGUACUCCGACUAGGACGAAUUGUGCCAAUUGUACUUCCUAGUGACUGGUUGUUGGGAUACAGUUGGGAAGGGACGGGAAGGGUGACGUGUUUAGGAAAAGUAUGACAAUAUCUAUAUAUCUGGCUAUAUUUUUUGUGAAAAAAGUAGGAUUUUUAAUAGCAUACAUUAUUCGGAAAGGAGCAGUAAUUGUUAUGUUUGAUGGGUAGUAUAAAUUUUUAUAAUAAAUUAUUUAAUUUGUUGCUCAUGAUUUGAAUCCGGUGUUUAUCAAGGUUGCUUUCGACAGUCCAUGAUUGUGUAUGAGUUUUUACUAUGAACUUAAUUUCUUUAGAAGACUGAUCGGUCAUAUAUUGUGGGAUUUCACUAGUAGCUGACAAAUAACGACAGAUAAUAAUAAUUCAGGAUCAACUGAUGCUUUAUAGCGGAACACAAUUCCCACUUAUAAUGGUAGUUAGGUAUACAUACUAAUUGCUAGUUAAAUUUGACCCCAAACAGUCACCACAUUUUAUUCGGCACGUUUUUGUUCAACUCAGGUACGACGGGUGACGCUGAAGGUACGUGCAGAAAAAAAAUCAUUCAAACAUUCUUUUCGCUAUGGUAGAAAUCCAAUAGGUACUGGGAGAUGCUCGUUAUUAUUUAUAACUAAAAUAGAAGUUAGUUUUCGCUCAAGCGACUCCUCUAAUAUACCAAACUGUCGAGAAACGCAACGUAAAUCUUUCUCUAUGUUGCAGUCUUGGACAUGCAAUAAAACUUUUCGCGCUAUUGAUCUUUGUA
Wyeomyia smithii (pitcher-plant mosquito) is the source of this 3750-nucleotide messenger RNA. RefSeq lists its product as uncharacterized. The coding region runs from base 189 to 3020 and encodes 943 amino acids. Gene Ontology annotation, biological process: acetyl-CoA metabolic process. Gene Ontology annotation, molecular function: hydroxymethylglutaryl-CoA synthase activity. NCBI's taxonomy places the organism in Eukaryota, Metazoa, Arthropoda, Insecta, Diptera, Culicidae. The record is from RefSeq and is a predicted model, not a curated record. The transcript has 2 exons.